Sungouiella intermedia is the source of this 3855-nucleotide messenger RNA. The record is from the annotation of a GenBank genome assembly. Lineage: Eukaryota; Fungi; Ascomycota; Pichiomycetes; Serinales; Metschnikowiaceae.
AUGGGUGACGAAAAGUCCCGCACACUAGACUGGGAGAAAGUCCACAGCUUCGUGUUGGAGCGGAGUAAUGCCUUUCUUGAGAGCAUUGGAAAGAACGACGUUGACUGGUUUCUUACCGACUCAAACGUCAAGGUGGAACCUCAUAUCAAGGAGCAGGAAGAUGCUUCCAAGAAGGCAGAAUAUGCGUCGAAAUUGCAAGAAUUAAAGAAGCAAACGCUGAAUGGUCUGCUAGUGACGCCUCCUUCGCCACAUUUGGCGGUGUCUAACUCUAACGCCAAUAGUGUCAACAAGACGAAACCUUCGAUUCUGCCCAUCUCUGAAGAGCAGGCUCAUCAUGAUCCUUAUCUUGAAUACACCCCGAAGACACUGAGCUCUGCGAUACCUAGACGAAAAAACAGUGUGUCAAGUGUGGCUAGUAAUGGUAGCACUGCUAGCGCUGGUAGCUUGGGCAGUUCAGGCGGUUUCUUCUCCAAAUUGAAGAACAAACUCCACCGGACCGAAUCACAGUCAUCUGCAUCAGGCCCUUCGGCACAAGUUGUUUCUGAGGAUGUGAAUUCACCGCAAGCUCGCAGAACAUCUAGGUCGAGUUCUGUUUCGGUUGCCAUGUUGGAGAGUAAUCUCAAUGGUAACUCCACUGUGAAUCCAAUUUCUCGAUCGGAUGCACAUGAACCAGUCGCCUCUGCUUCGCCUGUAUUCAAGUCCAACUACAGAAUGGAAAGCACUAGCGAUUCAGCUGGCAAAUCUGUCGCACCCUCCCUCAAACCAACCGACCCAGAACUCGGAGAUCCAAGGCUUGAGGAAUAUAUUCGAUUUUACAGACGGCCCAGCAAUAGGAGUCUGAGCCGUACUGGUUCACUCCGGGCGGAGAACAAUAUCUAUCCCAACAGUUGUAUCAUUAACAAUGAGGCACCUCCACCUAAGGUGGCAGAGCCACCUUCAUCAGCAGGUAAAAUCGGCUCAUUGUUUAGAAGAAUGUCUGUUUCUACUUCGUCCCCUUCAACUUCACACCAAGACAAUAAUAGCAAUCCUCUGAAAACUUCGAUGGAGUCGAAUGCAAGCCUGGUGUCUACAGCGCCCACCGAAGUGCCUCCUCAAUUCAAAGACAUCAAGGACUUCAAGAGAGUCGCCUUCCACUCGCUGACAUUCUUGAUUGACCCCCCUCAGCAAAUACCUUCUCGAACUCCAAGAAAGGGUAAUGUGGAAAUCCUCCCUUCUGGAACUGUUCGUAUUAAUCCUCUCACUGAGGCUGAUAAACUUGCGAUUGAAAAGUCUCAAAAGGGACUCGGUGGUGGUUUAGUUGUUGGAGGUACUGGAGCACUUGGAUUAAUCAAAAAAGAAGGAAAUGACGAUCUGGACGAAGGUUCUUCCAUUGACGAGCCAUUGGUAGGUAAGGAUAGGUGUGGCGAAGAAGAUACAGCUAUUGACAAGCAUGCUAAACUGUUGGCGAUCGACAAGCCAAUGCUUCAUCAUGUGGCUAGACCGGGAUACACAGUUCCGGUAAAGAAAAUGGCUUUAGACUUGAUGUAUACAAGGUGCUGUCAUUUGAGAGAAAUUCUUCCCAUUCCAGCGAUUGCAAAGCAGAUUCCUAAGGGAUCCAUGACUCCUUUGCCAUUGUUACAAUUGAGAAAUCCUACCCCAACAAUGAUCGAGAUACAAACCUUUGCUGAUUUCAUUCGAAUUGCUCCAAUCAUUUGUAUCUCACUUGAUGGAGUCUCGUUGUCUUACGAACAGUUCAAGAUUCUUUUGAGUGCAAUGUGCGCCAAGAAACAACUUGAAAAGUUAAGUUUGCGUAAUACUCCGAUUGAUUCAGCAGGAUGGUCUUUGUUGUGUUGGUUUCUCUCAAGAAAUCGAGUUAUAAACAAGUUGGAUAUUACUCAAUGUCCCCCACUUUCUGUUAAUGUCUUGAAGAAGAAGAAAAAGAAGCCUGAGAAGAAGAUUGAUGAAGAGACUAUAGUUCGGAUGACUUGCAACAUGGAAAAUAGAUCCGAUAUGGACUGGUCAUUAUUUACUGCAACAUUGGUCGCUCGAGGCGGUAUUGAGGAAUUGAUUUUGACUGGUUGUUGCAUAACUGAUUUGGCAGUGUUUGAGCUGUUGAUAAAGCAGGCCGUGACUUUAAGGACAUACAAACUCGGACUCGCCUACAAUCAGAUUACUCCAUCACAACUCAGGAUUGUAAUGGAGAACUGGGUUCUUUCAAGAUUGAGUAGAGGUCUUGAUCUUGGGUAUAAUGACAUGACAUCUCCCGCGUACAUUAACACUUUCUUGGAAUUGUCUAAGACUGCUAAAUUCAAGAGGAUGAUUUCAAAUUCAGAGCUUGGAUUUUUGAGUUUGAAUGCUACCAACUUGUAUUUUGAUGAUCAAUUCAAGGAAGUUUAUGAGAAGGUGUUGUUGCGCCUUUCCAACUUGAAAUACUUAGAUUUGUCAAACAAUCCAAAAUUGUUUGGUGCUCACCUACUGGGAUCAAGUCCAGGGUCGCCUCAGAAGUCCUCUCUUACCACCAAUGAAAAGAAUGACGAACUGAAGCUAGAAGGUAUUUCUGGCAGUCUGAGUUCAAAAGCACCUUCGUCUUCAGAGGGAAGCAAAUUGUACACUCAGGAGGCCAUAAACAGUUAUUUCUGCUCCAAGUUGCCAUUGUUCCGCAAGUUGGUGCGUUUGAAUUUGGAGAAUUGUGGUCUUUCGAGUACUUCAUUGAUCCAUAUAUUCGAGACGGUUCCAUACUGUAAGAGUUUGGCUUAUUUAUCUGUUGUUGGUAAUACUUUCGAUGUCGAAGCAGGCACUGCCUUGAUCCGUGGCCUAGAGAAUUCAAACUCAUUGAUCACCGUUGAUGGAGACUUCAAUCAGUUACCAGAGAUCAUCAAAGAAAGAAUUGGCUUGCAUACCAUGCGGAAUAUGGAGCUGUUCUUUAAGAGACACGUAGAGGAGGGAGAAACAGGUAGCAAUUCUGUGGAUUUGAAGAGUGAAGAUUCUCAGGAAGAGUCUAUAGCGGAAAAGUUGAGCAGUCUCUUGGAAAAGAAAAAGGAUGAAAAGAUUGAUAUGACAUCACCAGAAGUUGUCAGUUUUAUUAAGAGAAUCCAGGAUGACUCCAAGAAGUUGAAGGCAGCAAUAGCAGACUUGUUCCACUUGCAGUGGAAGAAUGAGUUGAGUAUGGAAGGCAAAGAGACGUUGAUUAAACUUCUAUUUCUUGAUUCGUCUUUGGAGCGUGGAUUGAAACUCAUUGAUAGUUCACUCGUUGAAAACCAAGAGACCGUUUCCUCUUCAGAUCUCAUAAACAUGAACCUUUCUGAAGAUGAAAAGAAUAAGGCAAGAUCCGACGCUCAUGAAAAGGUUCAAGGAGAUAACACAGACCCAACCACAUCCCUCUCUGUUAAGACCAGUUCGGUGCCUGUCUCGAGAACUCAAUCCAUGACGAGUUUGAGUAACCUCAACAAGGAAGAAGGUUCUGUUUUGAAGUUGCUGAAUAUCAGUAAGAAUGAUAAUGGUCGGAUGUUUGAAGAUUUCUCCAAAUUUUCUGGUGAAGAAAUCAGAAGGAAAUUGAUUGAUGUCAACUUGGACAAACUUGAUACAGUUAUUGAUUAUCUUGAGGAUGCUGCUAAGAAGGGAAUAUCUUUGAAGAGUUUGUAUCAAAAUCGUAAUAAGUCUAACACCGAGGAGGAUGACCACAACCUAUUGGAUGAAAUUCGUGAAAAACUUGUACUGUUGAGAGAAUCUGUUCCCGUGAAGAAAGAUGAAGCCAACUCUGAUGAGAAACACCAAAAGGAAGAUUUUGGAACUUUGGAUUCUCAAUCUCCCGAGGGUACUCACAAGAAUGAAGAAGAAAUCUUCAAUAUGCUUUUGAGCAAGUUUAAUCAGAAAUAG